This is a messenger RNA of Phascolarctos cinereus (koala), 2992 nucleotides long. The record is from RefSeq and is a predicted model, not a curated record. NCBI's taxonomy places the organism in Eukaryota, Metazoa, Chordata, Mammalia, Diprotodontia, Phascolarctidae.
CUUCCUCUUUGUGCGUCUCGCGCUGCCCGCCCGCCGCCGCUGUCGUCGUCGCCGCCGCGCCCGCCGCGUGAGAGGAAGGAGCUCGCGCUCGGUCGCUCGCAGUGCGGUCCGGUUCGCUCGGAGGAGGCUCGCCGCCCGUGCCGCGACCCCACGAAGGUUCGCGAAGCCGAAACCCAAGUCGCCGACCCGGAGCCGCCGUCACCGCCCCAGCCGCCGCCGGCGCCGGUCCCCGGGGGCGCCAUGGCGACCGGAGCGAACGCCACGCCGCUGGGUAAGCUGCACCCGCCGGCCGCGGCCCCGCCCGGUCUUCCCCCGGGGCCCGGGCCUAAGCGGGUCUUCGAGCCGCCGCCGCGCCGCGCCCCGGGGCCGGGGGGGAGCGGGCCGGGGCCUGGGGCGGGGCUGAUGGCGGCGCCGCUGGCCGCGGCCUUCCCCUUUACGGCGCUGCCGCCGCCGCCGCCCCCGCCGCCGCCUCCCGCAGCCGCUGCCGGUCCCGGCCCGGCCUCCGGGCCCCAGCCGCCGGGCCCCGCGUACCCGCAGGCGCAGCCGCCCCCUCCGCCGCCGCCUUCUUCGCAGCCGCCCCAGCCGCCGCCGCCGCUCUUCCAGCACGUGUCUCCGCCGCAGCCACCGCCGCAGCCGCUCCAGGACCCGCAGCCGGGCCCGGCCGGCGGGGCAGGAGAUUUCCCAAAUAAGAAGAGGAAGAGGAGCCGAUGGAACCAGGACACAAUGGAACAGAAGACAGUGAUUCCAGGAAUGCCAACCGUCAUCCCCCCUGGCCUUACGAGGGAACAAGAAAGAGCUUAUAUAGUGCAACUGCAGAUAGAAGACCUGACUCGCAAACUGCGCACAGGAGACCUGGGCAUCCCCCCUAACCCUGAGGACAGGUCCCCUUCCCCUGAGCCCAUUUACAAUAGCGAGGGGAAGCGACUCAACACGAGGGAAUUUCGGACCCGGAAGAAGCUGGAGGAAGAAAGACACAACCUCAUCACUGAGAUGGUGGCGCUCAACCCUGACUUCAAACCACCUGCAGAUUACAAACCUCCGGCAACCCGGGUAAGCGACAAGGUGAUGAUACCGCAAGAUGAAUAUCCAGAAAUCAACUUUGUGGGACUUCUCAUUGGGCCCAGGGGCAACACCUUGAAGAAUAUUGAGAAGGAGUGCAAUGCCAAGAUUAUGAUCCGGGGGAAAGGGUCCGUGAAGGAAGGCAAGGUUGGGCGCAAGGAUGGACAGAUGCUGCCAGGGGAAGAUGAGCCCCUGCAUGCCCUAGUUACUGCCAACACCAUGGAGAAUGUCAAAAAGGCAGUAGAGCAGAUUCGGAACAUUCUGAAACAGGGCAUUGAAACCCCGGAGGACCAGAAUGACUUACGGAAGAUGCAGCUUCGAGAAUUAGCCCGCUUGAAUGGGACUCUCCGGGAGGAUGACAACAGGAUUUUGAGACCGUGGCAGAGCUCGGAGACCCGGAGCAUCACAAAUACCACCGUCUGCACCAAGUGUGGAGGGGCCGGCCACAUUGCUUCAGAUUGCAAAUUCCAAAGGCCUGGUGACCCCCAAUCAGCCCAGGACAAAGCCCGCAUGGAUAAAGAAUACCUGUCUCUCAUGGCAGAGUUGGGUGAAGCUCCCGUCCCAGCUUCUGCUGGCUCGGCCUCCGGGCCUGCCACCGCACCCCUGGCCAGCGCCCCUCGACCUGCUGCCCCCGCCAACAACCCACCGCCGCCGUCUCUCAUGUCCACUACCCAGAGCCGGCCACCGUGGAUGAACUCGGGACCCUCAGAGAAUCGUCCGUACCAUGGCAUGCAUGGCGGAGGACCUGGUGGGCCUGGCGGUGGACCUCACAACUUUCCCCAUCCACUGCCCAGCCUGACGGGCGGGCACGGCGGCCAUCCCAUGCAGCACAACCCUAAUGGGCCCCCACCCCCCUGGAUGCAGCCACCACCGCCACCGAUGAACCAGGGGCCCCACCCACCUGGGCACCAUGGCCCUCCUCCAAUGGAUCAGUACCUGGGAAGUACGCCUGUGGGCUCUGGGGUCUAUCGCCUACAUCAAGGAAAAGGUAUGAUGCCGCCUCCGCCUAUGGGCAUGAUGCCGCCACCGCCGCCUCCCAGUGGGCAGCCCCCACCCCCUCCCUCUGGCCCUCUUCCCCCAUGGCAGCAGCAGCAGCAGCAGCCUCCGCCUCCCCCGCCGCCCAGCAGCAGUAUGGCUUCCAGUACCCCCUUGCCAUGGCAGCAAAGAUCCGUCCCCGCGGCGGUGGCCCGCGCCAUGCGAGUGAGGACUUUCCGCGCCCAUUGGUGACCCUUCCGGGGAGACAGCCUCAGCAGCGCCCCUGGUGGACGGGAUGGUUCGGCAAAGCAGCUUGACUUAUUUUUGUGGACGGAAUCGGAACACGCUGGCUCCAUAUCGUGAAUUUUUUAUUAUUUUUUUUCUUCCUUUUCCUUUGUAUUUCCUUUUCUCUUGCUUUCCUCAGACUCCGUCCAAGGAGAUGCUGUCCCCGGUCUUCCGCUGCAGUUACCCCCCUUUUCCUUCUUCCCAGGCCUAGAUUGUUGGCUUUCUGUAGUACAGGGAGCAAGUGGAGAUUUCCCCUGUGGUGUGGUGGGCUGGGUAGAAAGGGUAUCAGGGGCCCAGGGCCAGGCUCCUUCCUUCUCGGCUCGUGCCUGAAGAAGUUGUGUCCAGCCCCUUACAGACCCCCUCGUGGGGCCGUGGCAGGGCUUUGCCAACUCUGCCUGCCCUUUGAUCUCAUUUGCUCCUCCUGCUGACAGAAUGUCUUUCUUCAAUUUAUUUUAGUCCCAAAUGUCUGAAUGUUUUGUGGUGGGGGGGAGAGGCUCCCCCUCUGCUCCCUCCUCCCCCCUUCCCUCUUCAUGGAGUGAUUAUGUGGACGAUGAUGUGUAAAGCACUCUUUUCUUCCUCACCGCUUUCUCUGCAGAGAUUUCUUUUGGCCUAUUAUUUGGUGUACAAUAAAACACUGCAUUAAAAGGGGGAUGUUCCAUUGAGUAAAACAGCA